AAUAGUUUUAGUUCCCAAUGCUUUAGCUAGCUGUUGGAGAAUUCCCCCAGUCCCCGCUUUGUUGUCCAUAUUCGUCUUUUUCUACUUGUCUCUCUUCCCUCCCCCAGAUUCACCUCAUUUUUCUCCUCCUCCUCCUCCGCCUUUCCUUUUCUUCAAACUCUCUCUGGUCGAUUCUCUACACUCCCCAAAACAGUACAAAAAACCGUUCUCCAAUCUCACUCCCACUCCCACCAACCCAUUCAUUUCUUCCUCUUCAAAGUUCAACCAAUCAUUGAAAUAACUCGAUGUUUUUUUGAUCAAAAUAAUCAAAUCUCAGGUCCAAAAAGUAGCCUUUCUUUGCUUCAAUGCUUGGUCUCUUCUGAUACUAGCCCACGAGUCUUCCUUGAAGGGAGUAAUCAGAAGGCGAUUAUUGUGUUUUCUGGAUUCUUGAGACCUCGGAAGAUGAGAUUUAGCCUGGGAUGAAGAGGAAGUGAAGGUUUCCAGUGCUGACCACUAAAAUAUUCAUCAAGGAGUCUCUGUCUUAAUUUGUAUAGUUAACUCUUCCCUGUUAACGACCCCACCGUCACUAAGAGUGGAGUUUAGGGGGUCACGUGUUUUGCACGUGAGCGAGCUUUAUGGUUCUCAAUUCCUCGGCCCGUAUUGUGGGGUCCACAGCAUCCAGGCGAAAUUGUCCUUGCGGGAUUUUUUUUCUUAUAAAUGUUUUUCUCCCGUUGAUUAUUACCAGUAACUUUUUUCCCGGUUGGCUCAAAUCUUGAGAAAAGGCAAAGGUUGGGGGGAUCUUCAGGGCCGUUGGAUGGUGAAGUGAAUUUAGUGACAAAAGAUUUGCUGCAGUGAAAUGAUAAAUGGGAAGGGCCCACGUGAUCUUCUUGCAGCAGGAGGGGGAGGAGGAGUAGGGUGACGUGUGAGAGAUGAGGGUAACAGAUGGAUUCGGUGGACAGGUCUGCAGUUACCCCAAAUAAGAGCAAGAGUAGAUUGGCGCGCACGUUUGCUAAGGUUUUGCACAUUCGAGCAGUAACUGGGAUAGCUCCAGAUGAUGGAAUCCAGAAGAUUAAUUCCCCUGAAAAUGUUAAGAGUAAUUUGGUAAAGAACAAAAGCCAUUUGCAGCCAUUUGAUGAUGAGGACGAGAAGCUGUGCAGUAGAGCGGCUACAGAGGCAUUUGUAGCCAAGCUUUUUGCCAGUGUCUCAUCUGUUAAAGCAGCGUACGCCCAGCUUCAAUAUGCUCAGUCUCCUUACGAUCCUGAUGGAAUUCAGACAGCAGAUGAGAUGGUGGUAUCAGAGUUGAAGAAUGUGUCAGAACUGAAGCAAUGUUACUUGAAGAAGCAAAUCGAUGAAUCUUCCCCUGAAACCACUCAGAUCUUGGCCGAAAUUCAGGAGCAGAAGAGCUUGCUGAAAACAUACGAAAUAAUGGGAAAGAAACUAGAUUCGCAGCUCAAACUGAAGGACUCCGAGCUCACAUUUCUCAGAGAGAAACUGGAGGAAGCCAAUAAAGAGAACAAGUUGCUAGAGAAGAGAUUGAAUUCAAGCGGGCAGUUAUCAUCAGCUCUUGAUAACGUUCACUUGUCAAGCUUAAGCCCCAGUCACUUUAUUACAUUUGUUCGGCAGACAAUUAAGUCUAUUCGGAGCUUUGUUCGGUUGCUCAUCAGUGAGAUGGAAUCUGCAGAGUGGGAUCUAGAUGCUGCUGCCAGUUCAAUUGAGCCUGGCGUUGCCUUUUGGAAAAACAGCCAUAAAUGCUAUGCAUUCGAGUCAUUUGUCUGCCGGGAAAUGUUUGAUGGUUUCAAUCAGCCCGACUUCUCAGUUUCAAAUGAAUCUUUGCCUGAGCAGAAGAAACGCCAACGGGUGUUCUUUGAAAGAUUCAGGGAAUUAAAGUCUGUGAAACCAAUGGAUUACCUAGCUUGGAAGCCUAAAUCCGCAUUUGCAAAAUUCUGUCGCGCUAAAUACUUGACACUGAUUCAUCCCAAGAUGGAAACAUCUCUUUUCGGCAAUUUGGACCAGAGAAAUUUAGCGAAUGCAGGGGAAUACCCAGAGACAACGUUUUUUGCUGCGUUUGCAGAGAUGGCGAAGCGCAUUUGGCUACUACAUUGCCUUGCCUUAUCUUUCAAACCGGAAGCCUCAAUCUUUCAAGUGAACAAGAGAAGUAGAUUCUCAGAAGUUUACAUGGAAAGCGUGAGCGAGGAAGCAUUCCUGUCAUCUGAUGGUUCGCCGGAAUCCGAGCCUCGGGUGGCUUUUACGGUAUUUCCAGGGUUUAGGAUAGGCAAAACUGCUGUUCAGUGUCAGGUUUAUCUUUGCUAGUAGAUAUGCAUGGAUGGGGAUCAAAGCAUUUACGCGCCAUCUUGGUCGACCCCAUUAGCGUCAAAAGCCUGAUCUGGAGGCCACCGGCUUCAAUAUUUUUUAUUUUGCACUGUUAAAUUUUGUAGAUUUGACAGAGCCAUGGCUGGUUAUGGGUUCUUUUUGUCCCCCCUUUAAUCUGGAAAGGAAAGCGCGUUGACUGUUUGGUAUGGGACCAAAGUUGCUGAAUCUUCGCUCUGUUUUGGUAAAUAUAAUACUAUGAUAUAUGUUCCUAAGCUUGC
Messenger RNA from Coffea arabica (coffee), 2567 nucleotides. NCBI's taxonomy places the organism in Eukaryota, Viridiplantae, Streptophyta, Magnoliopsida, Gentianales, Rubiaceae. The record is from RefSeq and is a predicted model, not a curated record.